This is a messenger RNA of Eimeria mitis, 1590 nucleotides long. RefSeq lists its product as uncharacterized. The record is from RefSeq and is a predicted model, not a curated record. Gene Ontology annotation, cellular component: ribosome. The coding region runs from base 1 to 1590 and encodes 529 amino acids. Gene Ontology annotation, biological process: translation. The transcript has 3 exons. Gene Ontology annotation, molecular function: structural constituent of ribosome. Lineage: Eukaryota; Apicomplexa; Conoidasida; Eucoccidiorida; Eimeriidae.
AUGCAAGGAAGCGAACCUUGCUGCUGCAGCAGCAGCUGCAGCAGCAGCAGCAGCAGCAGCAGCAGCGCAGAUAUCUCAGUGCUGCUGCAGCAGCAAACAGCAGUUCCUGCUGCUGCUGCUGCAGCAGAAGUUGAAACGGCUUUGGGGGCCCUCCGCCUCGCAAUACAAAACGCUGCAUGCAAGGUGCAUACAGCAGCAGCAGCAGCAGCAGGAGAAGCAGCAAUAGAAGCAGGGGAGGAAGCAGCAGCAGCACGCUUCCUGCUGCAGCCGGAGCAGCUGCAGAUACACCACAACACCACCACAGGCAGCAGCAGAUCUAUUGCUGCUGUUUAUGCUGCAUGCAGCAGCAGCACCUUCAACAUAGCCGCAGCAGCAACAGCAGCAACAGCAGCAGCAAAGCAACCUCAGCAGCAGCAGCAGCAGCAGCAGCAGACUGAGGGCUCCCCCCUAUCCAGGGGUCCCCAGCAUAACCUGCAAGCGAACACACCUGCUGCUGCUGCUGCUGCUCCUGCUGCUCCUGCUGCUGCUGCUGCUGCUGGGCUUCACUCUGCUGGGGCUAAGGCAGCAACUGCAACAGCAACACGCUGGCCGCGUGUCGGUGGUGAGAAAGACAGCAGCAACAACAACAGCAACAGCAGCAGCAGCAGCAGCAGCGGCAGCAGCAGCUGCAGCAGCAGCAGCAGCAGCAGCAGCAGCAGCAGCAGAGAGAGAAAAGAAAGAGGAGGCGAGAGAAGCUGCUGCCUGGACGUGGGUAUGGCUACACCCAGCCGUGCUGCAGCGCAUGCAUUUCUUUCUGCUGUUGGUGUUGAUGUGGGGCUGCAUGCGCAGCAGCAGCAAGCAGCAGCAAACACAGCAGCGCGAACAGCAGCAGCAGCAGCAACAAACAUACAAACCCACCAAUCACCUGCUGCUGCAGCAGCAGAUCCAGCAGCAGCAGCAGAUGCAGAUGUAGCUACAACUACAGCAAGUACUGCUGCUGCUGCUGCUGCUGCUGCUGCUGGGGAUACACCCGAACGCCGAAAGCAAAAACAGAGAGAAGACGCAGCUGCAUCAACAGCAACAGCAGCAGCAGCAGCAGCAACAGCAGCAGCAGCAGCAGCAGCAGCAGCAGCAGCAGGGGAGUCAGAAGGAGAGGGGAGGUCUGAUGAUGAAGUUGUUAUCCUUGAGGAGGCAGCAGCGCCUCCGCUGCCUCGAGCAAGCAAGCAGACAGCAGCAGCAGCAGCAGCAGCAGCAGCAGCAGCAGCAGCAGCACCAACAGCAGCAGCAACAGCAACAGCAGCAGCAGCAGCUGCUGCUGCUGCUGCUGCUGCUGCUGUAGCUCAGGCAGCUGUCGAGGGAUCCGCAGGGAAAGAACGAAGGCCCCCGCUGCAGCUACAACAACCCCACCACUCGCUGCUGGGGGGUGGGUGGGGCCAGCAGCAGCAGCAGCAGCAGCAACUGCAGCAGCAGCAGCAGCAGCAGCAGCAGCAGCAAACUAGCAAGGAUACGUCAUCAGAAGCACGAGCCAGACAGCGUAUCCAUGAGUUGCUGCAGUCGGACUCUGACCUCUCUGACGACGAUACACCCUCCUGCCUCCAACGCCCCCGCUAA